Messenger RNA from Scleropages formosus (Asian bonytongue), 2646 nucleotides. RefSeq names its product nuclear receptor subfamily 1, group H, member 3 (gene nr1h3). Bases 523 to 1869 code for a protein of 448 amino acids. The transcript is spliced from 11 exons. NCBI's taxonomy places the organism in Eukaryota, Metazoa, Chordata, Actinopteri, Osteoglossiformes, Osteoglossidae. Gene Ontology annotation, cellular component: RNA polymerase II transcription regulator complex. Gene Ontology annotation, biological process: positive regulation of transcription by RNA polymerase II; negative regulation of transcription by RNA polymerase II; cell differentiation. The record is from RefSeq and is a predicted model, not a curated record. Gene Ontology annotation, molecular function: nuclear receptor activity; RNA polymerase II cis-regulatory region sequence-specific DNA binding; zinc ion binding.
UCUUCUCAGCAGCAGUUUCCUUUUCGAAGCGCAGCUGUACUUGCAGCAUUAAGCGCGUGGCAAAGCGACCCCCCGGACCGCACAUCGGCAGUAAACGACGCGGGAGGUCCUCCGGUACUGGCAGACACAGAGCAGCCAGCGGUCGGCCCUCCGGCGCCCUUCCCUUUCGCUUCCCGAUGUGUGACAGCGGACUUAGACUGAGACUCCGAACUGGAACCUGCUGCUGUCCUGACGCCGGACAAAGCGGCGCACUGAGUCCUGAGCUCACAGGGCCAAGGUUUGCUCUCAUGAACUUGAGCCCGAAAAGUGCCACACAAGCAAAGAGUGAAAUUUUUCUCACUUGGGUGGAGCACUGCAAAUUGUCUGUAGUACUCAUCCAGAAACUGAUGACACUUCUUUUUGGACCUUUAAAGGGUAAAUAAACCCUUGCAAACCCCUGACCUCGUAUCACUGCAGCGCCAGAACAGGAGGAACCACAAAGGGUGAAGAUUGAUUUCGUUAUGACAAGCUGCUGUUCGAAAAAUGUCCACAUUGUCUGCGACUAAUAUCGCUGAUGUUGGUCAUGAUGAGAUUGCUGCAUUCAGGAUCAUGCCGGAUCUGGACUCCAGUGUGGACAUCAUGCAAGGCAGCCACGAUGGUUUGCUGCCUCUCCCUCAUCUAGCUACUGUUUCCUCUCUGCAGAACGAGGGUGCUCCGCCAGUGGACCUGGGCUGGCACCUGUCCGCGGAGUCUGGUGACAUCCCAACGGAUCCUGCAGAGAAUCAGCCUGUGAAACGCAAGAAAGGCCCCGCUCCCAAGAUGCUGGGCAACGAGGUGUGCAGCGUGUGUGGCGACAAGGCCUCAGGCUUCCACUACAACGUGCUGAGCUGCGAGGGCUGCAAGGGCUUCUUCCGCCGCAGCGUCAUCAAGGAUGCCCAGUACGCCUGCAAGAACAGUGGCAAGUGCGAGAUGGACAUGUACAUGCGGCGCAAGUGCCAGCAAUGUCGGCUGCGCAAGUGCCGGGAGGCGGGCAUGCUGGAGCAGUGUGUGCUAUCUGAAGAGCAGAUUAGGCUGAAGAAGAUGAAGAAGCAGCAGGAGGAAGAAUCGGCUCGUGCCUCAGCAGCGCCACCCACCCCAGCGCUCGGGGCAGGGGCACCCCAGCUGGCUCCACAGCAGCGUGAGAUGAUCGAGAAGCUGGUGGCAAUGCAGAAGCAGUGUAACAAGAGGUCCUUCCUCGACCGGCUCAAAGUCACCCCAUGGCCCAAGAACCAGGACCCCCUAAACCGUGAGGUUCGCCAGCAGCGCUUCGCCCACUUCACAGAGUUGGCCAUCAUGUCUGUCCAGGAGAUUGUGGAUUUUGCCAAGCAACUGCCUGGUUUCCUGGAGCUCACCCGUGAGGACCAGAUCGCCCUGCUCAAGACCUCCACCAUCGAGAUCAUGUUACUGGAAACAUCAAGGAGAUACAAUCCUGCUAUUGAAAGCAUCACCUUCUUGAAGGACUUCAGUUAUAACAAGGAAGAUUUUGCAAAAGCAGGGCUGCAGUUUGAGUUCAUCAACCCCAUCUUUGAGUUUUCCAAGGGAAUGAAUGACCUUCACCUGGACGAAGCCGAGUACGCCCUGCUCAUCGCCAUAAACAUCUUCUCAGCAGACCGCCCCAAUGUACAGGACCAUGAUUUAGUAGAAAGACUUCAGCAGCCAUAUGUGGACGCACUUCACUCUUACAUCAGGAUCAAGAGGCCCACAGACCAGCUGAUGUUCCCACGCAUGCUAAUGAAGCUGGUGAGCCUGAGGACCCUCAGCAGCGUACACUCUGAGCAGGUCUUUGCCCUGCGACUGCAGGACAAGAAGCUACCACCUCUGCUGUCCGAGAUCUGGGACGUCCAUGAGUGAUGCACCCUGCAAAUUCCCACCCUCAACCUCGCAGGCUUGGAUCGUCCGAAAUGGAUGCGACAUUUCCCAAACACUGGGCAUUCCCCCUUAAUAUUUAAUCUUUUGGGUAUCAUCCCUCUCUUAGAAAUGGUGCAACAGGGUCUCAUUGUGGUCUUUUCACCCCUUAAGAAAAAACUUGAAGUGGACAAAUCCAAAGGGACUAAGACUGCAUUCUGUAAUAUUGCCCUAAUCCCAGUAAAUCUUCUUGUCCUGGUUGAGGAUAGUGAUAAAACCUCAGGAAGAGCUUCUCUGUACAGAGGAACAGUGCAAAGGCCACACACCAUUUGUUUUAUUUGUUCCUCUCUGGUUUAUUUAGGAUGAGUUACCUUUCAGAGACCUCCGAAACAUCAGAUCCUUUUCAACUGCCAUUUCCUUUGCGUGAAGUGGAUGCAGUUCUGUACAUGGGCUGACCUCUCAAAUUUAAGAACCGGUGUUAAUGUUAAUACAGUGACUAACGUUAUACUAUUAACAUUCAAAAAGCUGUAGCAGGGCUUGGCUAGAGAACCCCUGGUUAUUGAUAGGAUUUUAUAUGAUUGUUGAACUUUUAUGUAAUUGCCCCACUGGUUGGUGGCAAGACAUAAAAUGUCUUAGCAGGGAUCAGUCAGAUAUAAGUACAGGUCAUGUUUUGCUUACUGUUUAAAUCCAUUUUACUAAAAACAACAUUUUAGAUUACUUUGUGCCUUACAGAGUCUGCUAUUCCUUCUCCCUCUGUCUCUUGGCUUUCAAAGUAUAAAACUA